This is a messenger RNA of Punctularia strigosozonata HHB-11173 SS5, 1542 nucleotides long. Its product is annotated as cytochrome P450. Lineage: Eukaryota; Fungi; Basidiomycota; Agaricomycetes; Corticiales; Punctulariaceae. The transcript is spliced from 14 exons. Gene Ontology annotation, molecular function: monooxygenase activity; iron ion binding; oxidoreductase activity, acting on paired donors, with incorporation or reduction of molecular oxygen. The coding region runs from base 1 to 1503 and encodes 500 amino acids. The record is from RefSeq and is a predicted model, not a curated record.
AUGUUUGAUACGCCUACGCUCGUGGCGAUAUGUACUGCCUUGGUCGUGUACGCUUGGACCAAGAAGUCACGGCGCCCACCUGGACCGACGGGAUUGCCUGUCAUCGGUAAUCUGCUCGAUAUGGCGGCGCUUGAUGACCCAGCAACAAUCCAACAGUGGGGGAGGAAGUUCGGAGAGCUCACGUACCUGCAAGUGUUUCGUACGCCUUUCGUGUUCAUCAAUGGAGCAAAGGCCGCCAUAGAACUUCUCGACAAGCGGAGCGCUCUGUACUCCGAUCGACCUGGUUUGCCUUUUUCUGGUGGGAUGGUCGGGCUGGACAAGCUCGUGCCUAACACUCCUCUCGGAGAGCGAUUCCGACUGGAAAGAAAGCUGAUGGGGACCGUGCUCAGCAUCCGCGCCGUUACGAAGUGGGAGCAUACCGUCACGAGGGAGACCAACGUGCUGAUCAAGCAGCUCUUGGAGGUGCCAGACCAGUUUGCGGAGCAUAUGCGAAGGAUGUCCACGGCGUUGUAUUUUAUGACGCUGUACGGAUAUCGUAUUCAGGGCGAUGAUGAUCCAUACGUCAACCUCGCAGAGGAGUUCAUGGCUGCAUCCAGUGUCGCCAUCCGAGGGGGCUGGCUAGUGGAUUUCAUCCCAGCUCUGAAAUGGGUGCCAUUUCUUAGCUUCCAUCGCAAAGCCGCCGAAUGGCGAGCGCAGGUGCCAGAUUGGGUCGAUAAACCGUACAACGAGCUGCGGAAGUACUUCGAGUCGAACCAAGAUUGUCUCUGCGGCGCGAUGUUGAAUCCUGAAGGAGAGGCGAAAGCUGACGCUAAGACCGAAGAACACAUCAAAUGGAUUGCGACCUCUGUGUACGGUGCUGGUUCCGAUUCGAGCGCUGUUGCCCUCAAGCACUUCAUCCUCGCUAUGACCAUAUACCCCAAGGUUUGCGGCCUUGCAGGAGCGGAAUUAGACGCGGUUAUAGGGAGAGACAGGCUUCCUUGUCUCGCCGACCGCAGUAAACUGCCCUACGUCGAGGCCGUCUACAAGGAGGUCCUUCGAUGGGGAACGCCAAUUCCGCUGAGCGUCCCGCAUCGUCUCAUACAAGACGACGUGUACGAGGAUCAAGUACUUCCCGAGGGCACCUGGUGUCUAGCAAACAUAUGGGCCAUCCUCCACGAUGACGAUCUGUACCCCGACCCGCACAACUUCCGCCCAGAGCGCUUCAUGGAAGAGACAGACGCCACUCGUGCCAGGAUGAUCGACCCCGAAACCUACGUGUUCGGCUUCGGCAGACGCCGCUGCCCUGGUCACAAUUUUGCGCACGCGUCCGUUUGGCUAGCCAUCGCACGUAUAUUGGCCUGCUUCGAGAUAUCGCCAAUCGGCGACAACGAGAAGGACGUUCCCGUACCUGCCUUCACUCCAGGGGCUAUCAGGAAUACUCUGCCAUUCGCAUGCAAGAUAACCCCUAGGCACUCGAAAGUUGCCGAGCUGAUCGAACAGGAUAACCCAAGCGCGACGGAUUGAGAUUGGCGACAGCUUUGUACUUAUCUUAUCUGAUAAAUG